AAACUUGUGAGAGAUUUGGUGGUGCAAUUCAGAGACCAAAAAUCAUGGUGGUUUCUGGAGCUGGUGGAGGAGGAGGUUGGGGAAACACCAAAGCCCUCACCCUCCAAGUCCUCAAUGGAAGGUGGUUCAUGAUGUUUGCUUCUCUUUUGAUCAUGUCAGCUGCUGGAGCCACCUACAUGUUUGGCAUAUACUCCGCUGACAUCAAAUCUGUGCUUGGCUAUGACCAAACUACCCUCAAUCUCCUCAGCUUCUUCAAGGACCUGGGUGCCAAUGUUGGUAUCCUUUCUGGUCUUAUCAACGAGGUCACUCCCCCAUGGGUGGUCUUAUCAAUUGGUGCUGUGCUCAACUUUUUUGGGUACUUCAUGAUUUGGAUGGCUGUGACCAAAAAAAUUGCCAGGCCCCAAGUUUGGCAUAUGUGCCUUUACAUUUGUAUAGGUGCAAAUUCUCAGUCUUUUGCAAACACUGGCGCUCUGGUCACUUGUGUGAAAAAUUUCCCAGAAAGCCGUGGGGCUGUUUUGGGGACAAAGGAGGUUAACUCACCAAGGGAGAACGUGAGGGAGAUGAAAUUGUUUUGUCCUUUUUUUCACAACAUCAUGCUCACCCUAACCCUAUUGCUCUCUUGUGUUGGUCACCUUCUAAUUGCAUUCAAUGUCCCAAAUGGUCUCUAUGCAGCCUCCAUCAUAAUAGGGUUUUGUUUUGGUGCCCAGUGGCCUCUACUUUUUGCCAUAAUUUCUGAGCUCUUCGGCCUCAAAUACUACUCCACUUUGUACAAUUUUGGGUCAUCUGCUAGCCCAGUUGGGCUAUACUUGCUCAAUGUGAAGCUCACAGGUCAUCUAUAUGACAAAGAAGCCAAGAAGCAGCUAGCAGCUUUGGGACUUGUAAGAAAAGCAAAGGAGGAAUUGAAUUGUGCUGGUGGAGAGUGCUUCAAAUUGGCCUUCAUUGUGAUUGCCGCAGCCACAUUUUUUGGGACAUUGAUUUCACUCAUUUUGGUGAUCAGGACAAGAAAGUUUUACAAGAGUGAUAUAUACAAGAAGUUCAGAGAGGCAGCACAAGCUGCUGAGACUGAGAUGGCCAUGGCAGAUCAAAAUGGAGCCAAACCCAUUAGAAAUUAAUGGAAGAUCAAAAUAGAGAUUUGCAUGCCAUGAAGUUAGAGCUGUAUAGAUUUUAGAAAGAAAAUUAUAUUGACAUGUAUGAUUUUUAAUAUGGCAUUUUGUGUGAGAUUUCCUUGUUUUUUUUUUGGUUUGUUUACUUCAUUAAUAGCAAAAAGAUUAUACAGUUAGCUUUCUGAAUUUC
This is a messenger RNA of Prunus avium (sweet cherry), 1293 nucleotides long. The record is from RefSeq and is a predicted model, not a curated record. NCBI's taxonomy places the organism in Eukaryota, Viridiplantae, Streptophyta, Magnoliopsida, Rosales, Rosaceae.